Messenger RNA from Vicia faba (fava bean), 2046 nucleotides. Lineage: Eukaryota; Viridiplantae; Streptophyta; Magnoliopsida; Fabales; Fabaceae. The record is from the annotation of a GenBank genome assembly.
AUGUGCUGGAAAGAGAAAGUAGCACUCUUUGGUUCCCUCGUUUCACAGUCCGCAAAAACAAAGUUCUUCAAAACCGCAACCGUAACCACUCCACACGUUCAACAACCUUCACCUCCUUCUUCCUUGAACUGUAAUGAACUCGCCAAGUUUGCCGCCAUUGCUGAAUCCUGGCGGGGUUCUGAUGGCCCUUUUAAACCAUUACAUGUGAUGAAUCCUACGAGACUUGCUUUCAUUCGGUCUGCAUUGUGUCAACAUUUCAAGAAGGACCCUUACAGUGCUAAGCCCCUCGAAGGACUUAAAAUUGCUGAUGUGGGCUGUGGAGGAAGAAUUCUUUCCGAGCCAUUAGCUCGGAUGGGAGCUACUGUGACGGGUGUUGAUGCUGUGGAAAAGAAUAUCAACAUUGCUCGACUUCAUGCUGAAUCAGAUCCAGCAACUUCAACUAUUGAAUUUUGUUGCACAACAGCUGAGAAGCUGGUUGAAGAAGGAAGAAAAUUUGAUGCAGUCAUGGCCUUGGAGGUGAUUGAGCAUGUUGCAGAACCUGCAGAGUUCUGCAAAUCUCUGUCAGCAUUAACAAUUCCAGACGGAGCUACGAUCAUAUCAACAAUUAAUCGUUCAAUGAGAGCUUAUGCAACUGCCAUUGUUGCUGCAGAAUACAUCCUUACUGUCGCUCUCUUCAACGAACACACUAUGUUUGUGCACAGGGUGAUCAGUCUUGAACAUAUUAUGAAAAGCAUACCUGAUGCAUCUCAAUCUAGCCAAGCAGCAGCUCCUAGAGAUAUUGAGGAUUCUGGCUGGUCUUUAAAACCAAACACUUUCUUGCGUCAUGAUUUCUCUACACUAAAUCAAAUGCAGUCCAGGAAAAAUAUGGAGUUCAAUCCUAUUGAUCAAGAUGUCAACAAAAUCAAAGUAUCAGAUGAUGUAGGGGAUAGACAGUUUGAUUCUAAUCAUGGACAACGGUCAUACGGAUACAAUUACGCAGUUGAAGAUGUUUUGGGUAAUAAUUCUGCAGUACCAGGUGAUGGACGAGAAGCUAAUGCAUCUUCUGAGGAGGUGGUUGAAUAUGGUCAGAAAAAUGCUGCUAAUAGCAACAAGCUGGAGAUCUCCUCUGAUUUCGUUCCAGAUCCGCAACCAAUUAAGCCUAACAACAUCCAUCAGAAUUCUUCAGCAACGGCUUCAAGCAGUUCUGUAGUUGGAGUAUAUUCCUCUUCUACUGAUCCAGUUCAUGUGCCCUCCCCCGAUUCCAGAUCAUCGGGAGCAAUCAGGCGUGAAGUUAGGGUUGUCGGUGCUCGAAGACAGUCUUCUGAUCACAAAGGGAAACAGUUGUUUCCUCCUAGUAGUUCUCAUGCUAAUAAUUCUAUUGUUGGAAAAGAUGGUACUGGUACAUCUUCAGAUUCGUUUCAAUCCGCUGGCACUGUCCAAAAGACUGAACAUAUUAGUCAACCUGCUGUAACUGAGCCCUUAUUCCCUGGCAUGUCUGUUAGCAGACCAUCCUUGAACAAUCAGCAUAACAGUAGGCCACAUCAACAAGUUGUGGGACAUCAAAGAGUCUCCCAUUCCCAGCAUUAUAAAGAGUGGAAGCCUAAAUCAAGCCAGAAGACAAACAACGGUCCUGGAGUGAUUGGAACGCCCAAAAAAACAAUUUCACCUCCAGCCGAAAAGUCUAAAGUUAUGGAAUCAGAUACAACACAACUUCAGGAUUCACUUUCUCAAUUGAAGGUAUACGAGAAUCAAAAUGUGAUCAUAGCACACCAUAUUCGCAUUCCAGAGACUGAUCGCCGCCGGCUGACCUUUGGUACCAUUGGGGUUGCAACAGAAUUUGAUUCUUUGACGCAUCAACCUCAGUUUCAAUUAAUAGGAGCCGCUGAAACAGCAAGUGGAGAAUGCUCCAACCACCGGAAACCACCUUGGAUCCGACGACACCAGGACACACUGUCCACUUCCAGAAGCCACUGCAUUAAUCCGCCAGAUCGCGAGACCCACCGCUCCACCUCACCAACAUGCAAUCAACAACUACUCCGUUCAUCUUCGUCGCCAACACAAGAUUAG